Molecule: messenger RNA, 1893 nt
Organism: Peromyscus maniculatus bairdii (prairie deer mouse)
Lineage: Eukaryota; Metazoa; Chordata; Mammalia; Rodentia; Cricetidae
Gene: Brf2
Product: BRF2 general transcription factor IIIB subunit
Biological process (GO): DNA-templated transcription initiation; transcription preinitiation complex assembly
Cellular component (GO): transcription preinitiation complex; nucleus
Molecular function (GO): TBP-class protein binding
Source: RefSeq, a predicted model, not a curated record
CGGAAGAGGAAGGUGCAGUCGGAAUCAGGGCCCCUCCAGUUAGUUAUACCUUCUUAGGGGUGGGUGUCCCGGCGGUGUGUGGCCGAUGGUGAGAUGCCGAGCGGCAGCCGCUGCCCGGACUGCGGCUCCUCUGAGCUCGUGGAAGACUCACAUUAUUCUCAGAGCCAGCUGGUGUGCUGCGACUGCGGCUGUGUGGUCACCGAAGGGGUCCUUACGACCACCUUCAGCGACGAGGGCAACCUCAGAGAAGUGACAUAUUCUCGAAGCACAGGGGAAAAUGAACAAGUUAGUCGCAGCCAGCAACGAGACCUCCGUCGGGUGAGAGACCUGUGCCGGAUUCUGAAGCUGCCCCCCACGUUCGAGGAUACAGCAGUCUCCUACUAUCAAAAGGCCUAUAAGCUGUCUGGCAUCCGCGCUGCGAGGCUACAGAAGAAGGAAGUGUUAGUCGGAUGCUGUGUUCUAAUCACCUGCCGGCAACAUAACUGGCCCCUCACCAUGGGAACCAUCUGCACCCUAUUGUACGCAGAUCUGGAUAUGUUUUCCGGCACCUACAUGCAGAUCGUGAAGCUUUUGGGGCUGGAUGUGCCAUCUCUGUGCCUGGCAGACCUGGUGAAGUCCUAUUGCAGCAGCUUCAAACUGUUCCAGGCUAACCCAUCCAUGCCAGCCAAGUAUGUGGAGGACAAAGACAAGAUGCUGUCUCGAACCUUGCAGCUGGUGGAGCUGGCAAAUGAGACGUGGCUCGUGACGGGGCGGCACCCCUUGCCUAUCAUCACUGCAGCCACCUUCCUGGCGUGGCAGUCUCUGCGGCCCUCGGGCCGACUGACAUGUUCUCUUGCCCAGUUUUGUAAGUUGGCAAAUGUGGAUCUGCCCUACCCGGCUGCCUCCCGCCUGCAGGAGCUCCUGGCUGUGCUGCUCCGGAUGGCCAGCCAGCUGGCCUGGCUGCAAGUGCUGAAGCUCGAUAAGCGGACCGUGGUGAAACACAUCGGCGACCUUCUCCAGCACCGCCACAUGCUGGUCCGCAUGGCCUUUCGAGAUGGACCAUCGGAAGUGGAGACCCACAAGCAAGAGCAGCGGGGGCAGGCACAGCGAGAGGAGGCGGGGGAUGGUACCUGUGAUUUGCCCAAGAGGAAACGCCCUGCCAGCCCCGCGCCUCUCCUCCCACCCUGUAUGUUGAAGCCUCCCAAACGGACCCACCCCCCGCCCCCCGUUUCUGUAGUGACCGGAGACGAGAACAUUUCCGACAGCGAAAUCGAGCAAUAUUUGCGCACCCCUCAGGAAGUCAGAGACUUUGAGAGAGCCCAAGCUGCUGGCCAGGGAGCCACGAGUGUCCUUACCCGCACUGAUGCACAUUCUUCAAGGCGCAUUCAAAAAUUCUGACUACAGUUUGUUAAUAGGCCUGCCGUGCUGCCAGAAGUAAAUGUAGAUGCCCUUGGGAUAUUCCUUUCUUAUUUAAAGGAACCAAGAGGAGCAGUUAAUUGGACCCAACGCCCUAGAGAAGUUGGGAGGCUUGUGGAAUGUCUAUAGGUGGGAAAGCCUGUCCUUGGUGCAGGCAGGCAAGCUGGCCGUCUCCAGUCUGGGAUGGAUCCCUCCUAAGACUGCUGAAGAUCCGCCCAGCUCUCUUCUGCCUCGAUGUGAAGUAAACAUUGCUGUUAAAGAGCUGGCAAUCCUCAUGGUGUCAACCGUCACAUGAGCAGGAGCCGCGACUCCUGGCCCAGGCUCAGUUAGGUUCUAGUGGUCUCACACUUUCAUAAGCUCUGCUACAUCAUUAACAAAAGGACCAUGGGUGGACUAAGGCUGUCGCUCAAAGGGCUUUGCAAGACUUUAAUAUAUUAAAACAGAGAGGCAUCUGCUAGAAAACAUUCUGUUGUAUAAAACCAGAACUUUUAAAACAGA